ACGGUCACUGGAGCCCACCUACGUUCAUCCAGGAGCCUCAGGAUGUCAUUCUUCCUUUGGAUUCAUCAAGAUCUGAGAUCAUCCUGAACUGUGCCGCUAAUGGCUACCCUUCACCCCAUUACAGGUGGAAGAAAAAUGGCAGAGAGAUCGAUUUUGCCAUGAGUUAUCACUACCAGUUAGAUGGAGGCAGCUUAGCCAUCAGUAGUCCCCGCACUGAGCAGGAUGCUGGGACAUACCAGUGCCUGGCCACCAAUCUUCUGGGGACAAUUCUGAGUCGGAAGGCCAAGCUCCAGUUCGCAUAUAUCGAAGACUUUGAAACCAAAACAAGAAGCACAGUCUCUGUCCGAGAGGGUCAAGGUGUGGUUCUUCUCUGUGGUCCACCACCACAUUUCGGAGAUUUAUCUUACGCAUGGACCUUCAAUGAGAGCCCCUUACACGUCCAGGAGGACAGCAGGCGGUUCGUAUCUCAAGAGACGGGAAACCUGUACAUUGCUAAGGUGGAGCCCUCCGACGUGGGCAACUACACCUGCUUCAUCACCAACAAGGAGGCCCAGAGGAGCGUCUGGGGACCCCCCACACCCUUAGUGCAGCGCACCGAUGGUGUGAUGGGGGAAUAUGAACCAAAGAUUGAAGUGCGUUUUCCUGAAACUAUACAAGCCGCAAAGGAUUCAUCUGUAAAACUGGAAUGCUUUGCCCUUGGAAAUCCAGUCCCCGCAAUUAGUUGGAGGAGGUUGGACGGAAGCCCGUUGCCAGGAAAGGUCAAAUACAGCAAAUCCAAAGCCACCCUCGAAAUCCCCAACUUCCAACAAGAAGAUGAAGGCUUCUAUGAGUGCGUUGCAGGCAAUCUUCGAGGAAGGAACCUGGUGAAGGGUCAGCUGAUUUUCUAUGCUCCUCCAGAAUGGGAACAAAAAAUCCAAAAUACAUACCUGUCUAUCUAUGACAGCUUGUUUUGGGAAUGCAAAGCCAGCGGAAAGCCAGCUCCCUGGUACACAUGGUUGAAGAACGGUGAACGCAUCAACCUGGAGGAGAGAAUUCAAAUAGAAAACGGAACGCUCAUCAUAACUAUGCUGAAUGUGUCGGAUUCUGGUGUCUACCAAUGUGCUGCAGAAAACAAGUAUCAGAUCAUUUAUGCAAAUGCAGAGUUGAGAGUUUUAGCCUCUGCACCUGAUUUCUCCAGAAAUCCCAUUAAAAAAAAUUCAGUUGUUCAAGUUGGUGGGGACAUUGUUAUCGAGUGCAAACCAAAUGCUUUUCCCCAAGCUGCUAUCUCUUGGAAAAGAAGAACAGAGAUCUUGAGACCAAGCAAAAGAGUCUUUCUCUUGGAGGAUGGUAGCCUCAAAAUACAAAAUGUUACCAGGUCGGAUGCCGGAUCAUAUACGUGUGUAGCCACAAAUCAAUUUGGUGUUGCCAGGAGCACCGGCAGCCUCGUGGUCAAAGAGAGGACGGUCAUUACUGUCCCCCCUUCCACAAUGGAUGUCACAGUUGGCGAGAGUAUUGUCCUGCCCUGCCAGGUGUCCCAUGACCCCUCUAUGGACGUUGUAUUUGUGUGGUCUUUCAAUGGCGACGUCAUAGACUUAAAGAAAGGAGUGACCCAUUUUGAGCGGAUCGGAGGAGAAUCUGUUGGGGAUUUGAUGAUACGGAACAUCCAAUUGAGUCAUUCGGGAAAAUACCUGUGCACGGUACAGACUACCCUGGAACGUCUGUCUGCUGUGGCUGACGUCAUUGUUCGAGGUCCUCCAGGUCCGCCAGAGGAUGUAAGAGUGGAACACGUUUCCAGUACCACCUUCCAGCUGAGCUGGAGACCAGGCCCGGAUAAUAACAGUCCCAUUCAAAUAUUUACUAUUCAGACGCGGACCCCUUUUUCUGUGGGUUGGCAAGCAGUUGCUACAGUCCCCGAAAUUCUCAAUGGCCAGACAUACAAUGCGACCGUGGUUGGCCUGAGUCCUUGGGUGGAAUAUGAAUUUCGGGUGGUUGCUGGGAACAGCAUCGGAAUCGGAGAACCGAGUAAACCAUCGGAGUUGCUAAGAACGAAAGCGUCAGUCCCCGUGGUAGCACCGGUAAGCGUCAGCGGAGGCGGAGGAAGUCGAUCUGAACUCGUCAUUACGUGGGAGUCAAUUCCAGAAGAGCUCCAGAAUGGAGAAGGGUUUGGCUACAUCGUCAUGUUCCGGCCCGCGGGCUCCACCACCUGGACCAAGGAAAGGGUCGCCUUCGUGGAAUCCUCCAAGUUCAUCUACCGCAACGACAGCAUCCUGCCCCUGUCUCCCUUUGAGGUCAAAGUGGGCGUGUAUAACAACGAGGGGGACGGCUCCGUGAGCACCGUGUCCAUUGUCUACUCCGGGGAGGACGAACCUCAGCUGGCCCCAAGGGGCACUUCGGUCCAGAGCUUUUCUGCUUCUGAAGUGGAGGUUUCCUGGAACGCUAUUGCCUGGAAUCGGAACACAGGACGGGUGCUGGGCUACGAGAUCUUAUACUGGACAGACGACUCCAAGGAAUCCAUGAUUGGCAGGACGAGAGUGAGUGGGAACGUCACCACCAAAAACAUCACGGGUCUGAAAGCUAACACCAUCUAUUUUGCUUCUGUGAGAGCUUAUAACACGGCUGGGACGGGUCCCUCAAGCCCCCCAGUUAACGUCACCACCAAAAAGUCCCCUCCAAGUCAACCACCAGCAAACAUUGCCUGGAAACUGUCAAACUCUAAAUUAUGCUUGAACUGGGAGCAUGUCAAAACCAUGGAAAACGAGUCUGAAGUCUUGGGCUACAAGAUUCUGUAUCGGCAGAACAGACAGAGCAAAACUCAUAUUUUGGAAACAAACAACACCUCGGCUGAGCUCCUGGUUCCCUUUGAAGAAGACUACUUGAUAGAGAUCAGGACGGUCAGCGACGGCGGAGACGGCAGCAGCAGCGAGGAAAUCAGAAUUCCAAAAAUGUCCAGUCUGAGUUCCAGAGGAGAUCAAGUCCUAGAACCUCAGGCCCGUUUCCUGCCCAUUGUGGUUCUGAGUUUUUACUGUUUUGCUAUCCAGCCACUUAUCCGAUGAAUAAAACCAUAAACGGCUGGGAGCUCUCUGACAGCUAAAUCAUCCUGUAAAUAUGCUCUCCAGCCUCCACCAGGAGACUUCUUAAUACAGAUUUGUUUGGAAAGAAGAAAAAUGUAUAUUAUUAAGA
Messenger RNA from Sciurus carolinensis (gray squirrel), 3159 nucleotides. It is a transcript of the gene Cntn6, whose product is annotated as contactin 6. Gene Ontology annotation, molecular function: cell-cell adhesion mediator activity. The transcript has 21 exons. The record is from RefSeq and is a predicted model, not a curated record. The coding region runs from base 159 to 3032 and encodes 957 amino acids. Gene Ontology annotation, biological process: brain development; cell-cell adhesion. Lineage: Eukaryota; Metazoa; Chordata; Mammalia; Rodentia; Sciuridae.